Messenger RNA from Trichoplusia ni (cabbage looper), 3505 nucleotides. RefSeq names its product homeobox protein MSX-1-like. NCBI's taxonomy places the organism in Eukaryota, Metazoa, Arthropoda, Insecta, Lepidoptera, Noctuidae. Gene Ontology annotation, biological process: regulation of transcription by RNA polymerase II; embryonic morphogenesis. The coding region runs from base 2271 to 2966 and encodes 231 amino acids. The transcript is spliced from 3 exons. Gene Ontology annotation, cellular component: nucleus. The record is from RefSeq and is a predicted model, not a curated record. Gene Ontology annotation, molecular function: DNA-binding transcription factor activity, RNA polymerase II-specific; RNA polymerase II transcription regulatory region sequence-specific DNA binding.
AAAAUUCUGUACACAUUAUUACGCAUGCUAAGUGCAAGAUAGAAUUCUCUGUGAGGCAUUUUAUCACGGUCGCAUUUUAAACGGUAUUUUUGUAUCUGAAACAUAAGUUUUAAAAGCUUCAACAGGGCCAGAAGUUAUAGAAUAACUUUAAUCUUAUAUAAUAACGGUGAAGUAUAAAAAUCUUUUUAGAGGCAAUUUUUUUUAAAUGUCUUGGCCAGCAUAAUGAUGCACAAAACAUCCAGAAUAAGAGACUAAGAUCUCAGACUAGCUGGUAAGCGUCUUGAUCAGGAUUGCCUGGGCUAACGUAACGUCUGAACAGAAACUUCCUAUGAGAAAAAUUAAGAGAACCUAAAAAGAAGAUGGCCAAUACCACCUCCUCUUAUUUCUACCAACAAUUUACACUUGAGAGAUUAGACUUUUAGGCUAAACUUUUGACAAUAGAUAUUAUUUUCAUAUGUCUCAGAAUUUCUCACUUAGUAUUCAUAAACGCACGGCAAGCGAAAAAGCGCUUUUUCUGUUAUUGACCAAAAUCUAAAAGCAAUUCGGAAACAAAAAUACUUCAAAGGACAAGCCCUACAACCAUGAUCCAAUUAUGUAAAAUUGCCAAAACAACUUUUGUUAGUAUUUUCCUUUCGAUCAAUAGAAUAUGGGUUCAAAACAUCUGCGCCCAAUGUCCUUUAUCAUUGCGGUGGAUCUUUGACAAAUCCCUCUGUUUACAAGUGGUUAGACAAUAAUUGUUAGCAUUAUACAAUUCUGUUUCUGUAACCAUUUAAUGUUUAACAAUAAUAUAAUGUGGUACUUGAGCGGCGAAGUAUUUGCUUUAGAUGUCAACGCACUUUAUCACGUCGUUGGCAAAUCAUUGAUAAUGCUUGUUAAACUAACGUUUUGUUGUGAGUUUAUUCUUUGUGUGACGAGGAGAGAAUAGUAUUACUUACUAAUAUUAUAUCAAGCUAUAGUAGCUGCUUAUGUUAGCGUAGAAGGUACCUAGAUGUACCUAAAUAUGUGCGAAAUUGCCUAAAUCUUCACCAAUCUGGUCACAGGUUUUAAAAGUAUUUAUACCGGACACUAUCAAGAAAUCUCUUUUUGUUAGGGAUUUACAUGAAAUUACACAUCACAUGGUGUCGUAGUCUACGUACGGCUUUGUCUACAUAAGGUUGCAGGGCGAUCCCAACGCCCGCUGACAAGUGCAAAUUCUUUAUUAUUUUAAGUCACCAUUGGCAAACGGUGAAGGAAAACAUCGUGAUGAAAGCUGAGUUCCUGGUAUUAGAAUCUGUACAGGAAGAGUUCUGUGUUAAGCUAUGGAACGUUUUUAGGCUGAUAUUAUUAAAUGUUAUACUAAACAUUGAUCUUUCGUAAUGUAAUCUAUAAAAAGAUUCUAAAGACUAGAUAGAUAUAGGUCCUUAAGACUUUGUUUAAGUGACUUUAAAUCCUAAAGGUGACCUCCUGCCAGAUUAUUAAGGUCAAAUUACGCCUUAUGCUAAGGCCAGCUACCUGCGCCUAUUUGCCUGUUUAAAUCAUUAGCAAUUUAAUCCUUUUGUAGUAAACAUUCAAGUCCCGAACACAGAAUCCCCUGACCCAGAACAAGCGUUCAUGGAUCACACAAACGUUUAUCCUACGUGAAGACAGAUUCCGUGACACGACGAUCAUAGCGGAUUUGACAUGUUGACGUUAACUAGGUACUCGUUGUUUGUUUGAAAGCACUUACCUUAGGAACUAUGCGUUGGAAUACAAUAUAUAAUGCUAAAGCUAUACAUGGACGGUUUAGGUAGACAGGAACUUUAAGUCAGCCCCUGUGUCAUACCUGCGUGUUGCAUCUUCGAUGAUUGAUAUAAGUAUAAUAAGGGAUGCCUCAGUAUUCUGUAAAAAAAACCUUACAAUAUUACCAUUUGUUAUGAAUAAAAAAAUUCACAACUUAUUAACAUAACUAACAAGCAGGAGUCAAAAAGCACACGUUGCAUCACAACAAAUAUUAAUAAGCUAUUACGUUAUAAUAUCAUAUUACAAAUCAAUUAAUCUUUACGAAGGCAUUAUAAUAGAAAUACAAAUUAAUUUUCCCACAAACCCUUAAAGUAAUAUCAUCCUUUUGUGUGCAAACAGUAUCUCUUUCCCAUUCAAUUUGCGAAACGUAUGAAUGAGCGAACGUCACAACACUUGUGAGGGCAGCGGCGCGUGAGCCCCGGAGACCGCGGCCACAGAUAACAUCAGCUAUCCCAAUCCCCGAAUCCCCAAAGGGAUGGUAUUAAGGCGUGGCUAUACAAACCCCUCCCCUAAUGUGUACAAUAUAUGUAAGGGUAGCAGUUACCCAGAUAAUUUAUUUGCAUUCAGAUUCAGUGUUCGUCAUGGAUACCUCCCCGGUACAGUCGAGUUCAAAGUGUGGCUCUGAUUUCAGUAUAGAGCGGAUUCUGAGCAGUGAUAGCAGAAGGAGUGAUAACGCUGAUGUUCCCGACUGGUUGUGUUGCACUCGGUACAGACCGCCGCGGUUGCCACGUGCAGUGAUUGGCGGUCGCGCGCGGCGGUCAGGCCGGCACGCCCGGGUGCCGUUCACGGUUGCGCAGGCGGCGGCGCUGGAGGCCGCGUAUGCGCGCGCGCCGUACCUCGCACCGCCAGCGUUACGCGCGCUGGCUGCUGCCUUGCAACUACGUGACGAUAGAAUAAAAAUCUGGUUUCAAAACCGGCGAGCAAGAGAGAGGAGAGAAAAAUGCGUGAAUAUAACACCACCGGUCGCUGUGACGUUGCCGCCUACAACAACACCAGUGUCCCUUUCAUAUCCCAUCACUAACAGUACCUGGACUCAGAAUGAUAUGCAAAUACCGUUUAAUAUGACAAUGCAUAAUAGUCAAGAAAAGCUCGACAGAGUUGGAAUGUACGUGAGAGAUAAAAAUACUUCAGAAGUUUCAUCUCUAAGUGAAUCGACGGAUGACGAUAGACCCGACUCGCCCUUGGAUAUUGAAUCUAUAGAAGACUAAUAAUUGUAAUUAUUACAAUUGUGAUUUACCAGAUAGGAGGAUUUUAAAGCUACGGUGCACUGUGAUAGCAACACAAUAUGACAUAAUUUAUGUAUUAUGGGUGAUUCACCAGAAAUGAAUAACAAUAAUGAAUUUCAUGACACGACGUUUAAAAUACUGAAGAGGGGUAUUUUACUAAUUUAACUUUUAAUACAGUAAUAUAACUACCUAUUUAUUUAACAUACAAUAAUUAAAAUAUUUAAACACCACAUAGAUAUUAGUGUGGUGAGGAUAUGAUUUCUUAAAUUUAGCCAUGUUUUUUUCUAAAGAAUUACCACUUAUGAGAGUUUAAAUUAUAUUAAAGGAUAGUAUUUUAAUCAAGAAUGUGUGUAUUAUUUUUAAUCUUUCCAAUUAGGGUAAGAAUCAUUGAAACUCAUUAUGUUGCUCGUAGGUCACUGACUGCGUGGGAAAAUAACAACAAUGCCUUUGAGAGUUCAUGAUAAUGAGAAGAGUUAUUAUUUACUUCUUUACGCAAUAAAAACUAUUAGGCAACGUUUAGU